Trichoderma virens Gv29-8 is the source of this 647-nucleotide messenger RNA. RefSeq lists its product as uncharacterized. Gene Ontology annotation, biological process: negative regulation of ATP-dependent activity. NCBI's taxonomy places the organism in Eukaryota, Fungi, Ascomycota, Sordariomycetes, Hypocreales, Hypocreaceae. The transcript is spliced from 3 exons. The coding region runs from base 59 to 355 and encodes 98 amino acids. The record is from RefSeq and is a predicted model, not a curated record. Gene Ontology annotation, molecular function: ATPase inhibitor activity. Gene Ontology annotation, cellular component: mitochondrion.
GCAACCCGUACACCUCGAAUUCCUUUCCGCCACCACAAAACAACAACACCAUCCUAAAAUGAUGCUCCGCACAACCCUCACCAAGACGGCUGCCCUCCGUCCCAUGCGCGCCGCUUUCACCACCACUGCCCGCGCCAUGAGCGAAGGCGACACUGGUGCUCCCCCCAAGACCGGCGGCCCUGGCGACGCCUUCCAGCGCCGCGAAAAGGCCUCCGAGGACUACGCCAUCCGCCAGCGCGAGAAGGAAAAGCUCCUCGAGCUCCGCAAGAAGCUCACUGAGCAGCAAGAGCACCUCGACCGCCUUGCCAAGCACAUCGAUGAGAUCACCAAGGAUCAGGGUGGCGAGCAGAACUAAAAAGAAGGGGGAAAAAGACACAAUGAGAAAAACUAAGAAGACAUAACCCAUUCAUGUUGGUUCAUGCGGGCCGUUAACUGAGCAGUUCAAACUGAAGUUUGGGAGCAAACAACUCGUCUGGAGGCCGAAUUGCGCUACACAUUGUCUUGAUAUGCUGCGUAUUUUCCCUGUUGCCUCUACCUAGGUACUGUACAGCUACAUGAACUCUUCUCCACCUUACAAAAACAAAAACAAAACAAAUUAUAUAAGACGAGGAAAAAAACAAGAGCUACUCCAGUGUCUGUGUUCCACC